AUGGAGACCUGGUUCGUCUUAAUCGUCUCCCUCUGCGUCGCCGCUCUCAUCAGAGCCCUACUGCUCUACCGGAAAGACGGCAAAAAGCUACCACCAGGGCCCUCGUUCCUCUCCUCCAUCUUCAUAGUUCUAACCACUCCCUUAUCAGAGCUCGAACCCAUCCUCAGAAAUCUCAAGUCCAAGCAUGGGCCACUCAUCACUCUUUUCAUCGGUCCUCCUCCUUCGAUCAUCGUCAGCAGCCAUUCUGUCGCCCACCAGAUCCUCAUCCAGAAAGGCGCCAUCUUCUCCGACCGCCCUAGUACCAUUCCCGUGCGCAACAUCUCCUCCGCCUCCUACGGCCCUACUUGGAGGGUCCUCCGUCGCAAUCUUGUCUCCGAGAUCCUACACCCCUCCCGGGUGACGUCAUACUCUUGGUCUCGCAAGUGGGUCCUUCAUAAUUUGAUCGGUCGCCUUCAAGAUCAAAAGGACGCUGCCGGAAUCAAGGUGGUUGAUCAUUUUCUUUACGCCAUGUUCUGCCUGUUGGUAUUGAUGUGCUUUGGAGAGAAGCUUGGCGAACACCAAGUCAACGAAAUCGCCGGCGUACAGCGUCGGUUGCUGUUGUUAGCGGGCUCCGGGCGUUUAAACGUACUCAAUUAUUAUCCAAAGUUGGGGAAGAUACUGUUUAGAAACAGAUGGAAAGAGCUCUGGAAAUUGCGUAAUGAUCAAGAACAAGUGUUGAUUCCGCUUAUUAAAUCUCGAAUCCAAGCAGCUAAUUCUGAACCACAAUCAGUAGGAGACGAGAAAGUUGUUGCGUAUAUUGACACGCUGAUGAAUCUACAGCUUCCCGAGGAAGAAGCUAACAAAGAAAAUGGCGGAAAGCUGACCCAGAAAGAGAUGGUGAGUCUGUGUAGCGAGUUUCUUAACGCCGGCACAGACACCACCGCUACUGCUCUACAAUGGAUCAUGGCGAAUCUUGUGAAGUAUCCUGAAAUUCAAAGCAAGCUUUACGAUGAAAUCAUUUCAGUCGCCGGACCACCACCUCCACCGCCGCCACCAGGGGUGGAAGUAGAACCAGAAGCCCGUAUAAGUGAAGAGGACUUAAAGAAGAUGCCAUACUUGAAAGCGGUGGUUUUGGAAGCGCUGAGGAGACACCCACCAGGGCAUUUCGUGGCUGCUCAUAGGGCCACAAAAGAGGUAGAAGUACAAGGGUUUAUGAUUCCAGAAGGUGCACACGUAAAUUUCAUGGUGGCUGAGAUGGGUUUGGAUCCAAAGGUGUGGGAAGAUCCCAUGGAGUUCAAACCAGAGAGGUUCAUCAAUGGUGAUUUCGAUAUAACUGGAAGCAAAGGGAUAAAGAUGAUGCCAUUUGGUGCAGGAAGAAGGAUAUGUCCAGGGUUUGAUUUGGCUCUGCUUCAUUUGGAAUAUUUUGUUGUCAAUUUGAUUUGGUAUUUCCAUUGGAGUCCUCGUGAUGGUUAUCAUGUUGCUCUCUCUGAGAAGUUGGAGUUCACAGUCGUCAUGAAGAACCCCCUGAGAUCGCAUAUCUCUUCAAGAACCCAAAAACGAACCACUUGA
This is a messenger RNA of Lactuca virosa, 1548 nucleotides long. NCBI's taxonomy places the organism in Eukaryota, Viridiplantae, Streptophyta, Magnoliopsida, Asterales, Asteraceae. The record is from the annotation of a GenBank genome assembly.